Eucalyptus grandis is the source of this 1108-nucleotide messenger RNA. RefSeq lists its product as uncharacterized. The transcript is spliced from 3 exons. Lineage: Eukaryota; Viridiplantae; Streptophyta; Magnoliopsida; Myrtales; Myrtaceae. The record is from RefSeq and is a predicted model, not a curated record. The coding region runs from base 176 to 853 and encodes 225 amino acids.
UCAUCCAUCCAUCCGCUAGAACCCUGCAACCGGGCGGACAAAGAGAUGGCGGAGGGCGAAGCGAAACCACCGACUCCGCAUCAUGCUCAGCUGAACUUUCGAAGCGGAGGCCGAUGAAGCGCAGGCGAGAGCGGUGAAGGGUGGUCUGGGAGAAGCUCGUUUCUUUACCCUUCCAAUGGCGUCGCGGGCGUUCGUUGCGUUGCCUUCGAUUUCGCCAUUUCGGAUCAAGUUGUCGAAUAAUAGAAUGUGUCAGCCAAGCAAUGGCACAACUCUACUUCCACAUCGACGGACCUUUCCAAAGCACUCUGUGCAAGUGAUGAUGGCACAGUUUGGCGAAUCAGAGAGGCUAAAUGCGCAACUUAAUGCUGUGACAGAAAGGUUACAGGAGGCUAUUCCAGACUCGGUGAAGCAUUUUCCUUGGAAGAAAGCAGAGACUGUGCUUCUUGAUAGAGUGGUCCUUUUGGGACAGAAGGCACUGAAAUGGUCGCUGAUUACCCUAUUCGUAGCUAGCUCCUUAUCAGAUGUUUUAUUUGCCAUUUCGAGAAAUAGAGAAUUGAUAAUUCCAAUUGGCCUUUUUGUCGGUUGUUUGCUGACUGACUUUCUAAAGGAGGUGACAGUGGAACUCUCAGACGAUUCUCAGCUGGAUAAAGGAUUCAUCCAGCACCUGACGGCAAUAGGCUGCUUCUUUGUUCUUCUCAAGUUCACUGCUGCAUUUUGUGGGCUUGGAGUGCGGGUCUUCCUCUUGCAUGUUGCAAAUGGUGGCCUGAUGCAAGCUUUAUGGCUGUGGAGAAAUCUGUCGCAUGGAUCAAGUAACGAAGAGAAAAAACACCACCAGGAGGGGGCCAUUCCAUGAAUUGUUCAAGUUCUUGAGCCUUUAUGCGCUUGCACAAUCCGUCGGGUGGAUUAAUGCCGACCGUCAUUUAAUCAUUAUAUAGAAAAUGUUUUUUUUUUUUGGACAAUUUGAUCGAGAGAGAGAGAGAGAGAGAGAGUUGUAAAGCAUGAACAAUGCACAUGGAUGGAGCACGAACUCGUUCUCUGACUGUUAUCAUCAUAUUCAAAGUGUAGAAUGAUACAUGCUCAGUUAUGUUGUUUUCAUUAUUUUGGAACA